Molecule: messenger RNA, 4466 nt
Organism: Peromyscus californicus insignis
Lineage: Eukaryota; Metazoa; Chordata; Mammalia; Rodentia; Cricetidae
Gene: Cntf
Product: ciliary neurotrophic factor
Exons: 2
Coding region: 2209-2811 (200 amino acids)
Biological process (GO): positive regulation of tyrosine phosphorylation of STAT protein; negative regulation of neuron apoptotic process; ciliary neurotrophic factor-mediated signaling pathway
Cellular component (GO): axon
Molecular function (GO): growth factor activity; cytokine activity; ciliary neurotrophic factor receptor binding
Source: RefSeq, a predicted model, not a curated record
UUUAAUCUUAAAAAAUGAUAGAUAUUUCAUACUCAUAUCUUACUACCUUUUAAAUAACUAGUCAUACCUUCAUUUUCAAUUGGCAAGUCUAAAUUUUAUGGAUAUAGUUGUGAUAAUUACUCGGUAUUUCUGGGAGUUAUGCAUACUCCUUGCUUGGGUUUCUGGUGUAUUUUACAUAAUUAGACCCUAAUACAUUUUACAGGAUUUAGUCAGACACUGACUGGGAGUCCUGGGGAUGAGCAUGCACAACAUCAUUAUAGAGCACUUGGACCUCCCUUACACCUGUUUGGAGGAAGAAUGUGAACCCAACCACCAACCUAAGUGAGGUUUUACAGCCUCACUGCAGACCAGUUUAGCUCCUGUCCUUCUAAUUUUCCAUAUACUCAAGAAAAUCAGAACAUUGUAAUGGGGCAGUUAUAUUUCCUAAAAUCUUUUUUGCCUGUUGAAAUGUGCAGGACCCUUUUCCUGUGAUGAGAGAUAGGUGGUUACUUGAUUUAGGUUUAAAAGUUAUGUAAAAAAAAAAAUUAUAAUAAAAGGGAUACUUUGCUUUUAAAAUCUUGUUUUCUCUUAAUCUAGGUAACCAUAUUCAAAAUAAGUAUGUAAAGAAGAAAAAUAAAAGUUGUCUUCCUGGAAGCAACUGGUCUUCCUUGGUUGUACUGAGUUAGUCAUCCGAGAGUAAAACAGUUGAUGCUGCUAAAUGAAGAAAACAGAUUCCCCCAGGGUAGGCUUUUGUAUGCUGCUAUUUGCUCUUUGUUGAGAGUUGGGUAGCGGUUCUAAUGCUGAGAUGCCUUGUAGUUCCGUGUUUGGCAGCCUCCAAAUGGUGUUUCAGUUGCUUACUUGGGGACAUUAGGAUACUGUGAAAUACAGUUUACUCUGAUAAUGACAGAACCUUGGUUGCAUUUAACAUCAGUGCUUCUUGACAAAGCUGUUAAUACCUAUGUCAAGUUCUAAUUUAAAGAGAAAACAUAGUCUAACCUUGGUAAAAGUUCAAUGACAGUCAUUCCUCAUUUAUUAUAUGCCUAUGUCAACUUGCUCCUCAGAUGGCAAAUGUUUGAACUUCUUGGCAACGUGUGAUAUGAAAUAGGGACACUCAUUGACCCAUUUAAGGAUGAAACUUUUAAACUUUAGCCAAUUAGCAUCACCCACUGAGUGCAGUACGAUAGAAUGGCAGAUCUGUAAGCACCUUUUAACUCUUUUGUCCUCAUUUCAAAGCCUUGUUCAUUCAUUCAAAGCCUUGUUUAGCAUGGAGUAUGACUGGGACUGGGAAGAAAAGGAAGCGUGUUGUCACUUGAGUAAAACUGCCUCAGAAAUAUUACCAAGUUAGGGUUGGGUGUUUCCUUUGGGAGCAAACAGGCCUAAACAGUGCCUUCCACAUCCUGUAGCUACUAGGAAGGCACCAUGAUUGAGAUUAGAGAUGCUCCUUUAGCUAAUUUUUAAACAAGUUUAAAUUAACCUUAUGAAGUAUGGGAAUGGAAAGAUGCUACAAAGGACCUGUAUCACACAGUCUUUGUCUCUUGCACAAAACAGGAGCUACACAAAGAAAUGGUAAAGGGAGAGGGGAGGCAGGAUAAACCCAAAGACCAGUGGAGAAACACGAAUCUAGUUUAUUGGAUUAACUUCUUUGAUAGUUUCUUAUAUAUCAAAUGAGAAAAUAUUAUUUACACCCAAAGAGAACUAAUAUAUAGCCCAGAAUAACCCUAGGAAUCAAAUGAAGUUUAAAUGCUGUAAGACAGUAUUUAAUAAAUGGCACCUAACUCAAUAAUACACUUUACCAUAUUAAAAAAAAUAGAAUGUAGAAAGCAGAAUAAAGUCAACAGAUUAUAUGUAUAAAUAACAGACUAUGUUAGGCAGGGGUGGGUGUCAUGAGGAUUAGUGUGAUAGUGACCUUGUUGCUAAGUACAAAAGCAAAACAAUGACAUAAAAACAAGUGCUAAGUACUGAGUGGAGGAGAGAGAUGGAGGCAGACGCUUCGGAAAAAAAAAAAAAAAAAAAGACUGAUUAAAAAGGGCCCUUUGAUUCCACAGGCACAAAAAUCCACAGCCAGGAAUUUGCUGCCACCUCUGAGUCAGGCAGGGGGUGGGGAUGGGGGUGCACAAUCCCAUUAGAGAAUGCCCAGUGGAUUUAGUCUGUGGGAGUCACAUUUCUUAUUUGGCCCAGUGAAGACAGAGGCAAACCAGCUCACUUGUUUCCUGGGACAGUUGAUUUAGGAUGGCUUUUGCAGAGCAGUCACCUCUGACCCUUCACCGCCGGGACCUCUGUAGCCGUUCUAUCUGGCUAGCAAGGAAGAUUCGUUCAGACCUGACUGCUCUUAUGGAAUCUUAUGUGAAGCAUCAGGGCCUGAAUAAAAAUAUCAGCCUGGACUCUGUGGAUGGUGUGCCAGUGGCAAGCACUGAUCGAUGGAGUGAGAUGACUGAGGCAGAGCGACUCCAAGAGAACCUCCAGGCUUACCGUACCUUCCAUGGGAUGUUAGCCAAGCUUUUAGAAGACCAGAGGGUGCAUUUCACCCCAACUGAAGGUGACUUCCAUCAGGCAAUACAUACUCUUCUGCUCCAAGUUUCUGCCUUUGCCUACCAGCUAGAGGAGUUAAUGGUGCUUCUGGAACAGAAGAUCCCUGAAAAUGAGGUUGAUAGGAUGCCUGUCACUGUUGGAAAUGGUGGCCUUUUUGAGAAGAAGCUAUGGGGCCUGAAGGUCCUUCAAGAGCUUUCACAGUGGACCGUGAGGUCAAUCCAUGACCUCCGUGUCAUUUCCUCUCAUCAGAUGGGAAUCUCAGCACAUGAGAGCCAUUAUGGGCCCAAGGACAAGCAAAUGUAGCAGUUAGCCCUUCCCUCUCCUUUCUUGUUCUGGUGAGAUAUAGGUAGUUCCCUAAGGCCUCGUUUUCUCAGAAUCAAUUUUUGAAAACCUUAAACUACAGGCAUUUUCAUCAAGUAGGGUUGGCUCACAUAUGAACAGAUGGAUAUACAGGGAUAUUCUGGGUGUAUACAUAUGUGUGCACAUGCUUUUUUUGUAUUGGUGAUACAGUAGAGUAGAAACAAGGGCACUAUCCUCAUACCUUCGUGCUUUGACGUUCCUUGAUACUAAGUGGCCUUUCUAGGCAUUUAACAGCCUUACAGGCAGAAGAGAAAUUGUUACUAGUUCUAGUUGACUUCUGAAAAGACUAAAUAAAGAAAUAGGAAGUCCUAGACUAUCCCUGUUUAAAUUACCAUAAUAAAAAUAACAUUGCUGUGCUGAGGCAAUGAGUGUUGCAUGGCUUUAUGUAUAUUCUAGAUAACUUUACAUCUUUGUCUCAGAGGGUUAGAAGAUGUGUCAUGCAAUCUGUCCCUAGCACUGAAAAGCAGCACUUGCUACACAUCCUCAGAAGUCAGCAAAAGACAGCCAUCCUCAAGUAUUUGUUGCCCACACCUGGCAAAGAACAGCAACUAUACAUCUACAGAUUCUAUUUGGGGGAAAAAUGGGGCCCACUGUACUUCCAUACUUGGAAGCUGAGGCUAUGCAUUAAUAGACUGGUUUAGUGUUGACUAGUGUACUUGAUGAUUGGGUUAAUCACUUUUUAUAGCAAGUUAACAGAUGAGUGAUAUAGGUACUAUAACUAGAUAUUCGACAGUGAGUGGAAUACUCAGGUUAAAGAGUCACAGAGCUCCAUCACCUUACAUUCUCUAGGCUUAGUCAUGAGGGGAGGAUGAGGUCUGGUUGGUCCCCACUGAGAAUGCCAGAGAUUCUUAAACAACACAGUAACGCUCCACUUUUAAUGUUCUUGUGAGAGCCACACAGCAUGGAAGACUAGGAAACACAUCCCUGGGGAAGGUCAUUUUCGCUGAGGCCUAUGCAUUACUGGUGCAUUGUGAAUCUAACAAUUUGUUCGUACCAUUUGUUUUUUACUUUAGUUAAACCUGAGAGAUCAUGAGUUGGGGGCCACAUCUAAUCAUGACAUCUUGCUUCAUAAAUGAACCAUGAGUCAGAGAGGGCUACUUCCAUAAGUUGCAUGAGGUGGGGAUAUGUGAUUCAUCUUGUAUCCUCUCUAAGGGGUUCUAUGCAGGCUAGAACUCUGAUCAAGUAUGUGACAGGACUCAGCCAAGCACUGUAGUAGCUCAGAGGAAGUGAGACCCUGCUUUCUACUGUGUUUGUGAAAAUACAGUUGUGUGUGUAUAAAAUAAAGAGACCAAAACUAGGGUGGGAUUAUAAAGAAUUGAAAGAGAUCAAUUAAAGCCACAAAUAAAUGUGUUUCUGGGUUGGUGUAGUACAAUAUAGAAUAGACUCCAAUAGAAAAAAACAAGUUGGCUCAAGGAAACAAGUUAGACACGGUAAACAUCUGGACCCAGCACCAUAAAAGGCCUAUUUUGUUAUAUUCCAUUUGUGAUUUUGGUAUAGAUAAUUUCUCAUUUUGUUUAGAAAGGCUUAUUUUAUUUGUGCUUUUUAAAUUGUUAUGUUUGUCAGCAGCAUUUUCCAUUUAAUAAAGUAUGUUAACAAGG